Glycine soja is the source of this 717-nucleotide messenger RNA. RefSeq lists its product as uncharacterized. The coding region runs from base 1 to 717 and encodes 238 amino acids. The record is from RefSeq and is a predicted model, not a curated record. Lineage: Eukaryota; Viridiplantae; Streptophyta; Magnoliopsida; Fabales; Fabaceae. The transcript is spliced from 2 exons.
AUGCCCUUUGGAGAAGCUCUACAGCAGAUGCCGCUCUAUGCUAAAUUUCUGAAAGACAUGCUAACUAGGAAGAACAAGUACAUUCAUAGUGACAACAUCAUUGUGGAAGGAAACUGCAGUGAAGUUUCUGUUGGCAAGGCUCUUAUUGACUUGGGGGCCAGUAUUAAUUUGAUGUCACUUUCCAUGUGCCGGAGACUUGGAGAGUUGGAGAUAAUGCCUACUAGGAUGACUUUACAGUUAGCAGAUCGCUCCAUCACCAAACCUUAUGGAGUGAUUGAGGAUGUUCUAGUUCGAGUCAAACAUAUUACUUUUCCUGCAGAUUUUGUGGUUAUGGAUAUAGAGAAGGAUCUUGAAAUUCCCAUAAUUUUGGGACGCCCAUUCAUGUCCACGGCCACCUGUGUAGUAGAUAUGGGGAAAGGUAAAUUAGAACUGAGUGUGGAUGAUCAGAAAAUUUCAUUUGACUUAUUUGAAGCAAUGAAGCACUCAAGUGAUCAGAAGGCCUAUUUUGAUGUGGAUAAGGUAGAAUGGGAGAUUGAAUUAGCAGCUACAGUCAUGGUACUACAGUCUCCUUUUGAAAAAGCACUGAAUAAUCAUGCAGAAUGUUUAACUAAAGAGGAGGAAGAUGAAUUGAAGGUUUGUAUUGAGGAGUUAGAUGGUGCAGGAGAAAAUUCUGUUAGAAAUACUGCGUUUGAAGAAUUGAAAAAUAGUAACCAGUAG